Molecule: messenger RNA, 837 nt
Organism: Amyelois transitella
Lineage: Eukaryota; Metazoa; Arthropoda; Insecta; Lepidoptera; Pyralidae
Product: UPF0669 protein C6orf120 homolog
Exons: 4
Coding region: 14-670 (218 amino acids)
Source: RefSeq, a predicted model, not a curated record
GUUUUGUUAGUCAAUGUCAAAAACGUCCAACAGUAAAACAAAAAAUACAUACCUAUAUUUUAUUUUCAUCAACAAAGUUACCAAUUUUAAAGUGAUGCGUAGGGAAUUCAUCAUAGUUUUCCUAGGAAUAAUUUGUAUAUCGACAUUGUCGUCAUUAUUGAAUGGUUAUACACAAAUCGAGACCGACAAAGUGCUACUAGAUACCGUAGUAGGCGCAGUGGGAGCGGGAAAUUUUUCUUAUUGGCAAUUAGGGCACACGGGCCCUCUUCUGGUUGAGCUCACGUCUCUAUCUGGUGAUGCAGACCUUUACGUAUCAGAUACUGUGAGACCUAGCUUUGAGACGGACAAGAACAACUUCAGUUCGGCGACAUGUGGACCUGAUAUGGUGAAUAUACCUGUUGACUUCCCAAGGCCAGUUGGUAUUGGUGUCUUUGGCCACUGGUCACAUAUACUGUCAGAGUACAGCAUCCAGGUGUUUCUGGACACCACAGCGGUGCUGAGCGAGGAGCAGGUCCUAGCUAUAGAGCGGGCUCAUAUGAACAGUGCUGAGAGACCUGAUUCAGACAAGAGAAGAGAGAAAGCCGUGCCAAAAAAAGCAGAUGAAGACAAACCGAGAUUUUUAAAGUUGUUGAACAUUCUGGACAUGAUAUUCGAAGCUUUUGUCCUGUGAUAAACGUCUAACAAAUAGCAAACAUUUUGAUGACAUCAGCCAAUUUUUAUGUCAUGAUCUUCCAAGCCCCCUUAUAAAAAGGCAGUAAGACCUACCACUCCAGUUAGUUUCAAAGUUAGAAAGAAAUUUUAUGUCAUAUUGCCUAUUAAACGUUCAUGAAUAAGUCU